This is a messenger RNA of Micromonas pusilla CCMP1545, 684 nucleotides long. Its product is annotated as glycosyltransferase family 43 protein. Gene Ontology annotation, cellular component: Golgi membrane. The record is from RefSeq and is a predicted model, not a curated record. Gene Ontology annotation, molecular function: galactosylgalactosylxylosylprotein 3-beta-glucuronosyltransferase activity. Gene Ontology annotation, biological process: chondroitin sulfate proteoglycan biosynthetic process; carbohydrate metabolic process. Lineage: Eukaryota; Viridiplantae; Chlorophyta; Mamiellophyceae; Mamiellales; Mamiellaceae. Bases 1 to 684 code for a protein of 227 amino acids. The transcript has a single exon.
AUGACGACGCGCGUCGGAUGGAACGAGCGGAACGCGGCGAUCGACUUUCUGACGGACGACGCGCGCUUCUUCGCCGCGGUGGACGCCUCUGGUUUUUUUCCCGACGACGCGUCGGAGUUCGACGCGUCGGACCCGGUGGUGUACUUCGCGGACGACGAUAACGAGUACGACCCGCUGCUGUUCGACGAGAUCGCGAGCGUGCGACGCGUCGGGACGUGGCCGGUGGGGUUUCCUCCGAGGAAGUGGAGGGGCGAGGACGGCGCGCGCGUCGAGAGCGUCGUCGUCGCGGGCGGCGGCGGCGGCGGCGCGGCCGGGUUCCACACGGUGUGGUGCGGCGGGCGGACGUACGCGAUGGACAUGGCGUCGUUCGCGCUGCGACGGUCGGUGUUCACGGAGAGGAUGCCGAAUGCUGACGAGAGCGGAAACGGAAACGGAAACGAAACGCGCGGUGUUGGUGCGUUACGGUUUAAAGGCUCGGGACGCGUCGGGGCGCUAGAGGAUGAAUUUUUGUCCGACGCGUUGGGUACGGGAGGGGCGAAGUCGUUGGAGGUCAUGGCGGACGGCGCGACGAAGGUGUACGCGUGGCACCUGUUUUGGAAGGGCGACGACGCGCACGACGACGCGUGGGGGCUGACGGGGGAGAUCACGCAGCCCUUGGCGGUAUCCUGCGGCGUCGGUUCGUGA